Molecule: messenger RNA, 852 nt
Organism: Quercus robur (English oak)
Lineage: Eukaryota; Viridiplantae; Streptophyta; Magnoliopsida; Fagales; Fagaceae
Product: proline-rich receptor-like protein kinase PERK8
Exons: 3
Coding region: 1-852 (283 amino acids)
Source: RefSeq, a predicted model, not a curated record
AUGAUGUUGGUUCUUUCUCCGUUUCAGAUUCAAAGCCAUUUAGCGCUGUUGGCGAUGCUUCCUGAAGGCAGCCAAGCUCACAACCAUGUCCGGCGUAUCCUAAAUAAUGUGGCUGGCCUUGGUGGUGGUCCUGCAGUAAAUGAGCAUGCAAACAAUGGGGAUGAGACUGAACUAGCAGCUGCUGCAACCCCAAGCACAAGUGCAGCACCCGUAAGUACACCGACCCGUGGUCAUCGUGCUACUACAAGCCCAAGCACAAGCGCAGCUAGGGGUCGUCUUCGGCCUGCUACAGCAACCCCAAGCACAAGUGCAGUUAGGGGCCGUGGUCGGCGUGCAACAACCCCUCGGGUUGUAACUACUCUUGAGAUGCCUCCACCCAUCCCGCAAGCAUCUCCUCAGCCUGAGGUCCCUUCACCCAUCCCAUAUGCAUCUCCUCAGCCCGAGGUCCCUUCACCCAGCCCACCUUCGCAGCCCAAUUUCGAUGUCAGUAUUGACCAAAAUGUGACCCCUCCUAUACUCCCCGAGACACCCUCAUACCCACACACUGGCUCUAGUGCACCCACUCCUGGCCUCUACAUAGAGCAGGAUUACCCACCUACCACAUCCUCAUCUGACCCUCUAGGAUCUCCGGUUGGGAUUGACACUGUAGAGCCACAUAUUGAUGUACCGGACCUUAAUCGCCCUCAUCAGGCCUCACCCCCACGAGGUAGACCGCAACGCAGUAGAAGAGCACCCACGUGUGGGACAGGUGGACACAAAAUAGGACACCGAGGCCCCGCUAUGGGUGGAAGUUACAUUUUUGAGUUUGAAAAUUUCUUAGAUCUUCAAGUUUGUCGAGAGUUUGUGGAAUAG